This is a messenger RNA of Brienomyrus brachyistius, 1096 nucleotides long. It is a transcript of the gene akip1, whose product is annotated as A kinase (PRKA) interacting protein 1. Gene Ontology annotation, cellular component: nucleoplasm. Gene Ontology annotation, biological process: regulation of non-canonical NF-kappaB signal transduction. The record is from RefSeq and is a predicted model, not a curated record. Lineage: Eukaryota; Metazoa; Chordata; Actinopteri; Osteoglossiformes; Mormyridae. The coding region runs from base 354 to 884 and encodes 176 amino acids. The transcript has 4 exons.
UAAAACAUGCCCUAUCACUCAAAUGACAGUGCUAACAUGCUUGGAGUAUCAUUUAAUACAAAGAAGGACCCCGAUCAAGUACUGUUUUAUUAAGAGGUAAUAAAUCAACAAUAAAUUGCGUUUGGAAAAUAAAGCGGAAGCAUGGACCUUAAACCACACCUUUACUAAAGUUCACGUAUCUCUACCGGAUCGUUCGAUCAGUUAUGGAAACCUGUUAUUCACUAGAUCGUUAUUGAAAGCAAGUAAUUUGCCGCAACAGAAGGAAGCAAUUAUGCCAUCAGGGACGUCAUUUGCUUUAUAUGUAGGAUAGCACGGAAUCGACGGAAGUUUGUGCGGUUUUGCAUCUUGGUUUGAUGGCGACGCCAGUAUGGACUGAAUCGUCUCUGGCUCGCUCAUCGCGACUUGGGCUGCAGGUGCUGGAGAGGGCACAGAAACGCAGUGUAGACUGGAGAAGUGUGAGCUGCUCCGGCCGCCUAAGGCCACCGGAAGAUAAGCCGAGGAGCGAUGGCCGGGAUCGGACCCAGUCGGGGAAUCGGGCGGUAGAUGAACACGCAUGUAGCAAGCUGAACAACACGUUUGAUACCGUCUUGCAGUUUAUGGCAAACACAACCUAUCAAUGCAAGAAAUUCUACUCGUCUGUGCCUGUUCAUGACCCCAGUGAGUAUGAAGUGAACCAUGUUUGUAGGUAUCAUUCGCGCAAACAUCCUGCGCCACCCCGGACUAUCUGCACUAAAAACGAGCAAAAGAGCGCACCGGAGGAUUUUCACAUUUUGGUGUCUCCUGGUACUUACAAAAUUACUGCUGCCGCUAUGGAUGCAACGCAACAGACCCAUUUAGUUCAAAUUAAAGCAGGAGAGAGUGUCCGUCUUGCAUUUCAUCUUUAGUUCACUGCUUGUAUGUUUUGUCAUAACAAAGAAUUUAUUUGUGUUCUUUGAGUAUUCCAAAGAAGAUUCUUUUUUUGCCAAUUUUAAGCCAUAAACAUGUAAGUGAAGAUUGGAUUUUUAUAUUUUGAUAAUAUAUGUCUGAGUGUAUUAAAUUCAUAUAAAAGCUUUUAUAUACAUUACUAUGUAAUGAAAUAAAGAUCUGGUGUGUUUCA